Messenger RNA from Haplochromis burtoni (Burton's mouthbrooder), 3175 nucleotides. RefSeq lists its product as uncharacterized. The record is from RefSeq and is a predicted model, not a curated record. Bases 2752 to 3138 code for a protein of 128 amino acids. NCBI's taxonomy places the organism in Eukaryota, Metazoa, Chordata, Actinopteri, Cichliformes, Cichlidae. The transcript has 3 exons.
AGUUUCCUUAUAGUGUAAAAAGAACAACCUUAUGAAAUAUUCCCUUCACAGUCGAAGAUAAACUGAAACAAAAAGAACAGAAAGAGAAGUAGGAGACCAGAACUGAGCGAGAAGAUGAGUGAACCAAAAACUGUAGUUUGAGCUAAACAAACACCUCACAGAUCCUCAGCUGACAGCUUCACUGUUUGUGCACGAAUGUGCUGGUUUGUGAAAGGAAGUAGUUACACACUGCUGUACGUAUGACAUCAUCACUUAGAACAAACAUAACCAGACAAGUUUCAGAAGAAGGUUCUUUCUUUUAUUUUUAAGGAAUAUUUUGAAACUAUAAUGACGUUGUUACUUAACAUGACAGUUUUCAGCUGUGCUAACUCGAUCACUUACCCACAUAACUUAACUUAUAACUUAAUAAUUUACCAAUGCGGGACUGAUAUUGGUUGAAGAUGUGCCUGUGUAGAUAGUUUAGUCAAAAUCAGGCAUGAUUUAUGAGUGUAGUUCAUCACACUUGCAUCGUUUCAUGUUUCCGAUAAAGUGUAAAUAUGCUUUUAUUAGGAUUAACAUAUUUAAGUUGCCUUUUGAAUCUUUCACUUCAUUGCAACACUUUUGUGUAACCCUUUUUUGUAAAAGGUCAUUUAAUAUCUAUAAUGUUUAAUUAAAGAUACAGAUAAUUAAUAUCACUAACAAUUAUAUUUUUAUUAGUUUGUGUAAUUAAAGAUUGUUUAAAUGGCAUAUGUUGUAUAUACCAUGGUGUUGGUGGUUUUGUAGUACAUUCAUGCUUUUACUGAUCAAUGAUCAUUCCUGACAUCUCACAAACACAGACAAGGUGUUAUGUUAUGUUAUUAACAUAAGGUUUAGCGUCAUACUAGUCAUCAUAAUAAUGCUUAUAUAUGCAUUACAAAUUAUUUAUUCUCAUAUGGAUUCAUAAAUGACAGUUGUGGCUUUCUUAAGCUAUCUGUGUAAUGUUCAUAGAUACUAAUUGGCUAAUAUACAAAGCAGUUCUUAGCCAAUUAGUAAACAUUAUAAAAUAAAGCAUGAUUUGAUAUGAAUUUUAAUACAUGUAUUCGCAUUGAUUCAGAAUACCAACACAGCUGUGCCGUUUAUGUGGUUCUUCAGUGGACGCAUUGCACUGAACCAUCAAACCUAUUUGCAAUUUCAGAAAGUUGUACAAGGAAGGUUGAGUGGGUUUUUUUCCUUAGAGAUUAAUAUCUUUGCAGUCUGAAGGAAGCGGUUAGGGCUGCUGCACCUUUUUACUGCUAAGUGGUCUUUGUCGUCACUGAAACCAGAGGUCACCAAAGAGUGACUGGAGGGGUUUUCCUAAACAAGAUUUUCCACUGCAUACUUCUAGGUUUUUGUAACAGACUGUGAAAGGUUGCCUGUCUUUGUAUUAAAGGGUUGUUACGUUUAUUCGGUCACUGAUUAAUUGAUUUUCACAGAUAUAUUUAAAAGCACAAUUGCUUGUCAGCACCAAAGUGAUGGAAGGAAGUCACUGUGGAAGCUGCUCUUUGUCACACUGAAACCGAUCUGCAUCCUCAAACUGAUGGGUUGCUUCUACGCUGCUCAUUUAUCCCUGUUUUCCAGUUUAUGAAUAAAAUAUAUUGUUAUUAAUUUUCCCACAAGACCUUGAAUCUAGUUUGGUCUUUUUAUCAGCUUUUAUCAUUGAAAUAUAAUGACACAAGUUAUGGUUAUGGUUACACGGUUAUGCUUUUAUUGCAUUGGCACUGUGUUUGGGAUUUUUUGCCAUGGUGAAUAAUUAAGCCGUUCGCAACCAGGUGCUUUCCAGAUGGUGUUUUACGGUGGAUCAAAAGAGGUACUGACAUCAGUGACAUCAAUCUGGACAAGAGCCUAAACACCAGUGGCUGAAAUGCAGCCCCAAACCAUGACGGAGCCUUCACCGUGUGCUACAGAUUGCUGUAGAAACUCACUGUUUUACGUCUAUCUUGACCUGCUGCCCACAGAUGUGCUCAGAAGUUUACAUAUGGGCAUAGCUGUCAGUCCAGUUCUUAUAUAAUUCGGGAUAUCUUACCCUUUUCUCCCUCUUUCCCUUCAUUAUGAAUAGCUUCUUGACAGCCACCCUUCACAGAGACCAAUUCUGAUGAGGCUUCAGUGAAGAGCAGAUGGUUUAACUGAAGCACCAGAUGUAUUCUUGAAAUCUUGUCUCAAGUCUUUCAUGGAUUUUUACUUAUUGUUUAAGGACAGAAGAGGCUUGGUUCAAAACUUUUACACAGCACCACUGAUAUAAUAGGAAAGGACAGAGAAAAAUAAAACAUCUUCACACCAUCAUUAUGCACAAUAUGAAGUAUGUCUUUUUCUCAUCGGUUCCUCAUUCUGUAAAUUCCUGACAAGGAAAAGAACAUGUUGAACAAAAGGUUGUGAUGAGCGGGGGCAUUUAGUCAAUGAAUUCAUGUUGCUUGAAAGGUUUUUGUUUCACAACAUGUCACGCCUUUAAGAUACAAUUUCUUUUUCCUGAUGGUAAAAUCGUUUACUGCUCUGGUAUUCAUUGACCUCAAAAGGAUGGAAUGUGACAGUCAUUGUGUGGCACAAUUUCAAAGCAAAGACGUAUUUUUUCGAUGACACAGAGAGGAGGUCCUUGGAAGGUGGGUUGUACACUAUAUAAAUCUGUGCAGCAGAAGCAUUGGAGAGCAUCCAGGAUCCAGACUUGGAGAGACACCAACUGAAGACUGAACAGUGCACAGCUUCUACAUUAUAAAUUCUGAAAAAGCCUUAGCCAUCGUCUGUGAGACAAGUCCUGCAGAGAUGACUGCAUCCACAGAGAAACUGCGAGAGAGCUACAACCAGCAGGGCUUCCUCUCGGCACUGCCUGUGCUGAAUGAGACAGAGCUGAGGGAAGCAAGAGAUGCCUUUUCUAAGUUGGAGAUGGAAUUUGGUACUGAGUACACGCAGUACAGCCUUCACAAUGCUCACCUCCAGUAUCCAUGGGUGAUGAACCUGACCAAGCACCCUCACAUCCUGCAAGUGAUCACAGCCGUCUUGGGCCCAGAUGUGAUCCUGCUGGAUUCCCGCUUCAUCUGCAAAUACCCAGCAUCGGUCAAACCAGCCAAGGAGGAAACGAUUGCCCAAAGCAAUGGGCACGCUGAAAAAGAUGAACUUCCAUACGUGGCCUGGCAUCAGGACAUGAGGUAAAUUUUACUCAACAGACAAAGAAGCAAACACGUGUUUG